UUUGGCACUGCUCACUGGAUAUAGGUGGAACUGUUCACGGACCUAUUGACUCGGGCCCUGUUACCAGCAAAUGUGCUACAAGGAUUAGAAAUAUUCGGGUCACGUUUCCGGUGGGAACGGCUUUCUUCAAAUUCGCGGGGAUUUUCUUCUUUUCUCCUGCCUCAUCGACCAAUUCACGGCAUACCUUGCGCAUUACGAUCGCAAAGCUAUAAGAGCGACCGUCAUGGCAUCCACGUCCACGUCCACGUGCGUAGUGCAGCAACAGCCGCACGAUGCUUCAAAUCACAUUAUGCUCGAGGCGAUGCCACAGCGUCAACAUUCGACAAACGACUCAGCAUCGAACGAAUCCCUCGAUGGAUUCUCCGCGCUGGAAAAGUGGAAUCACCCCCGCAUCAACGUUUAUCGCUCUUUCGCCACGUUCUGGAGCUUUCUAGUCAUGGGCAGCAACGAUGCAGCAUACGGUGCUCUAAUUCCAUACCUCGAGACUUACUAUGACCUCAGCUAUACGGUUAUAUCCCUAAUCUUCCUCUCGCCGCUAGUCGGGUACACACUAGCAGCAUUUCUCAACCACCGAAUUCACACCUCGCUCGGGCAGCGCGGGGUCGCGUUGCUCGGGCCCGGGUGCCAUCUCAUCGCCUACGUCGUGAACUGCCUACACCCACCAUACCCAGUCCUCGUGGUCUCGUUCAUCUUUGCAGGAUUCGGCAAUGGACUCGAAGAUGCGGCGUGGAAUGCUUGGAUUGGAAAUAUGGCCAAUGCAAAUGAGUUGCUGGGUCUGUUGCACGGUGUAUACGGUCUCGGUGCCGUUUUGGCUCCACUGAUUGCGACUUCGAUGAUUGCCCGAGCUGAAAUGCCGUGGUUUCAUUUCUAUUACGUCAUGGUCGGAUGUGCCGUCGUCGAGCUCGUGACCUGCAGCGCAUGCUUCUGGAAAGCCACGGGCGCCGUCUUCCGUGCCGCCAAUUCGAAUUCGAUAGAAGAAAACAAGAAGGGAGGGCUCCGAGAUGCCCUGUUCAAGCGGCCAUCCGCUCGUGUGACGUGGUUAUGCUCGCUCUUCCUGCUGGGUUAUGUCGGAUGUGAAGUCGCGUUGGGCGGGUGGAUCGUUACCUUCAUGAUGCGCGUUCGACAUGGAGGAGCAUUCGCCAGCGGUAUGACAGCCACUGGCUUCUGGCUGGGUAUUACGGUCGGUCGUAUUAUUUUGGGCUUCGUCACGCCCCGGGUGGGCGAGAAAUUGGCGAUCGCGGGAUACAUUCUACUGUCAAUGGCAUGCGCACUUGUCUUAUGGCUCGUUCCUCAUUUCUACGCAUCUGCGGUCGCCGUCUCGCUACAGGGCUUCUUCCUGGGUCCUCUAUUCCCGGGUGCCGUCGUGAUGGUCACUAAGCUUCUGCCUCGACAUCUGCACGUCAGUUCUAUCGGGUUCUGCGCAGCAUUUGGCGGUUCCGGAGCCGCCAUUCUCCCCUUCGCCGUGGGUGCAUUGGCACAAGCAAAAGGUGUUCAAGUGUUGCAACCGUUUAUCAUUGCCUUGUCGGGUGCCAUCUUCCUGGCCUGGCUGGGACUACCACGCGUGUCCAAGGUGCAGCGUAGUGAGUAGAUCCGGCUAAGAACCCGGAGGACGUAAUGUUUAACGGACGAUAAUGACGACACGGUCGCGAUUGAGUGGGCAGGGCAGGCUCGUGGCUCUUUUUCCUGUGUCACAAGCUCCCACGAGCCCACGAGUGAUUGGGACAGGUUAUGCAUUUGACAUGUGAACAUGUGAAAAUGCAGCGUGCCGGGCCCGAUCUUCUCUUAUCUGAUCCGAGUACUUUAGUCUCCCGAGCCGCCCUGCUCCGAUGCAGCGUUUUCAUUUUCUUUCUGUUCAUGUCGUUUUGCAUUCACGUGUCACAUAAAAAACUUUUAAGGACCAAGGCUCUUGGUCAGAGGGCCAUAGUAUAUAAGAAUGGAACGACGCCUUCUGGCCGUCUGAUCGUUUUCCGCCACCACGGGGUAUUCCCAGACACGGCUACGUUUCCGACCGUCGGGAAACUCCACAAAUCGAUCGAGGAAUCGGGAUGGCCACAGAGCUAUGGAGAAAGCGGCAACUGGUCAACGUGGAACGUCAAUGAGUUGUUAAUUAUCAUGGCAGGAUAAACCGAGGUCAAUGGAGCCGUCAGUAGAAGGGAGGGGCUACCUACACUGAACGUCCGAAUGCCCAUCCGAGCCAACUAUUUUUGUAUGACGCGAGCCAUCGGGACCCGCCUAUAGUCGUUGAUCCCCACGCUAGACCGACUUGAGACAGUAGGGCCGGGUUGAGCUGAGACCGGGGAGCCCCUAGCCGAAAGGCUGUCCGAAGUUACGGUUGACCCCGGUCAUCUCAGGUCAGAUUAGGUCAGUCUGCAGCUAACAUAUAGGCAUGUCAGACUCGGCAAUGCGGCAGUCAGCUGGCGGUAUAAGCCAAUGGAUUAGAUGAGCCAAAUGAAUGGCAACGGGUAUGGGAUCAGGCAUAUUGAGGAUAAUUCGGUGUUCUUCGGCCAGCCGCAGCUUACCUAAUCUGGACGAGCCUCGGUACUUUCCUCAUUCGGCCACUUCGCUGGCCCUCGGCCU
This is a messenger RNA of Penicillium brasilianum, 2577 nucleotides long. Lineage: Eukaryota; Fungi; Ascomycota; Eurotiomycetes; Eurotiales; Aspergillaceae. The record is from the annotation of a GenBank genome assembly.